Alosa alosa (allis shad) is the source of this 7055-nucleotide messenger RNA. It is a transcript of the gene myo15aa, whose product is annotated as myosin XVAa. The transcript is spliced from 57 exons. NCBI's taxonomy places the organism in Eukaryota, Metazoa, Chordata, Actinopteri, Clupeiformes, Clupeidae. Gene Ontology annotation, cellular component: cytoskeleton; myosin complex. Gene Ontology annotation, molecular function: ATP binding; protein binding; cytoskeletal motor activity. The record is from RefSeq and is a predicted model, not a curated record. Bases 35 to 6310 code for a protein of 2091 amino acids.
CUGUUUGGUUUUGUGAAAAAUUUGACUGGACUUGAUGAGUGAGAACACUAAGAUGUACUCCAUCCGCAGCCUCCCCACCAUGCGGUACAGGGAGCAGGCUGAGGAGGAUGGGAUCGAAGAUAUGACCCAACUAGAAGAACUACAUGAAGGGGCCGUUUUGAUAAAUUUGAAGAAGAGGUUUGAACGUGAAUUGAUUUACACGUACAUUGGAAGUAUACUAGUGUCUGUGAAUCCCUACAAGAUGCUUAACAUUUAUGGGACCGACAUGGUGCUGCAACACAAAGGACAUGCUUUGGGGUCAAAUCCCCCGCAUCUUUUUGCUAUUGCAAAUGUCUCUUACACAAAAAUGAUGGAUGCCAAACAGAACCAGUGCAUUAUCAUAAGUGGGGAAAGUGGUGCUGGAAAAACUGAGGCCACCAAGCUGGUUCUGCGUUAUUUAGCUGCGAUACACCACAAGCGCAACAUCACUCAGCAGAUUCUUGAAGCAGCUCCUUUGUUAGAAUCAUUUGGAAAUGCCAAAACCGUGAGAAAUGACAACUCAAGUCGCUUUGGAAAGUUUGUGGAGAUCUUCAUGGAGGAGGGUAUAAUCAGUGGUGCCAUAACCUCACAGUAUCUCCUUGAGAAGUCCAGGAUAGUGUUUCAGGCCAAAGAUGAACGAAACUAUCACAUUUUUUAUGAGAUGCUGGCAGGCCUCCCCUCACAACAAAGACGGACCUUCUACCUCCAAGAGGCAGAAACAUACUAUUAUCUCAACCAGGGAGGAGACUGUGAGAUCCAGGGGAAGAGUGACGGAGAGGACUUCCGCAGGCUCAUCAGCGCCAUGGAGAUACUACACUUCAGUGUUGAAGACCAGGGCAACAUCUUCAGGGUCCUAUCCUCCAUUCUGCACCUGGGAAACGUAUUCUUUGAGAGAUAUGAGACUGACUCUCAGGAAGUUGCGUCGGUGGUGAGCGCUCAGGAGAUACGUGUGGUGGCUGAACUUCUUCAGAUCUCUCCCGAGGGCCUGCAGAAGUCCAUCACCUUCAAAGUCACGGAAACAAUGAGGGAGAAGAUCUAUACCCCUGUGACGGUUGAAAGUGCAGUUGAUGCCAGAGAUGCCAUUGCCAAGAUCUUGUACUCCCUUCUGUUCAACUGGCUGACAGACCGUAUCAACAAGUUGGUUCACCCACGAAAUGACGCAUUGUCUAUCUCCAUACUUGACAUCUAUGGAUUUGAGGACCUUAACUUCAACAGCUUUGAGCAGCUUUGCAUAAAUUAUGCAAACGAAUACCUUCAAUUCUUUUUCAACAGGAUAGUGUUCAGAGAAGAACAAGAGGAAUACAGCAGAGAGCAAAUUAACUGGCAGGAGGUUCCUUUCAGCAACAACCAGGACUGCAUUGACAUCAUAGCAGCAAAACCCCAUGGGAUUCUCAGAAUCCUUGAUGACCAGAGCGGUUUUCCUCAGGCAACAGACCACACAUUCCUUCAAAAAUGUCACUAUCACCAUGGCAACAAUCCCUUGUAUGUAAAGCCAAAAAUGCCUCUUCCUGAGUUCACCAUCAAACACUAUGCUGGAAAAGUUACUUACCAGGUCCACAAGUUUUUAGACAAAAACUUUGACCAGGUGCGUCAGGAGGUGCUCGACCUUUUCAUUCAGAGUAAAAACAAGAUGGUGUCUAAUCUGUUUGUGAGCUACGCCGAGAUCCUUGGGCAGCAGAGGACACAUGUGAGGAAGAACAGCACGGUGACUCGGCGCUACCAGGCCUCAACAGUCGCUGCCAAGUUUCAGCUCUCCCUUAUGGAGCUCAUAGAGAAGAUCGAGAGAUGUAACCCCUUUUUUGUACGUUGUAUCAAGCCAAACCAUAACAAGGAUCCUGGCGUCUUUGACGUGGAGCUGGUGAGCACUCAGCUGCGCUAUUCUGGGAUCCUGGAGACCAUCCGCAUCAGGAGGGAGGGGUAUCCGAUUAGAGUGCCUUUUGAUGUCUUCCUUUUCAGGUAUAAAUCCCUUCUGGGCAUGAAGCAGCCUCCCCCUGCCAAUGGUGAGAACUGUGUUAUGAUGCUGAGGAAGCUGUGUCCCGUGAGACCAGGGGCCUUCCAAGUAGGAGUCACCAAGCUUUUCCUGAAGGAGGAGGUGUACCAGCUUCUGGAGAGUAAGCGGGAUCGGGUUCGGCACGUGGCUGCCCUCACGCUGCAACGCUACACACGCAUGUACUUUGUGCGCAAGCGCUACUUUGCUUUCCGCGUGAAGAUCAUCAGGCUGCAGGCCCACUGUAGAGGGUUCCUUGCAAGAAAACAGUAUGUGAAAAUGAGGAUUAGCCUGAUCAGGUUUCGGUCAAUUAUCCAUAUGUAUGUCAAUCGGAAGAGGUUCAUCAAGCUCAAUCUGGCAGCAAAGAGGAAGGAAGAGACGGAGAGGAUCAGAAGGGAGAUGGAGCUAUCGAGGCGCGAGGUUGUCAACGUCACACAUCUGCCCAUUCCAGCUGAGCUGGCAGGGCUCCUCAAUUCAGCAGCAGGAGGAAGAGAGCUGCACUCGGAUUGUCUGGCUCUGGUCCAGGCUCCAACUGUAGAAGUGGUGUCCCAACUCACCCUGCCCCUCGACAUCAAUAAUUACUCCAUGACUAAAUGCAUUCAGCUUUAUUUCAAAGCACCCAAGUUUGGAAUGUUGACAGCACCUUUGGACAUGCCACUGACACAUGUGGAUGAGGAUCUGAAGCAUGAGGCUCUUAAUAUUUUCGUCAUGGUUUUAAGGUUCAUGGGUGACCCCCAUUUAAACGGUGCUCAGGAGAACCUGUUUGGGAACUACAUCAUUCAGAAGGGGCUCACAUAUCCCAGUCUGAGGGAUGAAACCUUGUGUCAAAUUGCCAACCAGGUGUGGAGGAACAGCAAUCCCGACAACGCAGAGAGAGGCUGGCUGCUGCUGCUAGCCUGCCUGAGCGUUUUUUCCCCCUCUGCGAAAAUGGAGAAGUAUCUCCUCAAGUUCGUCUCAGACUAUGCUAUGGAGGGCUUUAAUGCUAUUUGCCAACAUAGGCUCAUACAAGCCAUGCAGAAGUCUCUCUAUGGUCCAGAAACUGCCAGGACCUAUCCUCUAUGCUUACUAGAGUGGACAGCCAAUAGGAAAAAAGCCAACAUGGUGUUGCAAGUGCACUGCUUUGAUGGGACAUCCUUCCUGUGUCCUGUUCAUUCCUGGACCAGUGGGGAGGACCUGGCAGGGGACGUCCUUCAGCACAGGGGUAUGAUGGAGGGCUGGAGGGGCAGUUCCGUCUUCAUGAAGGAGCACGGCCAGUGGGCUGAGCUUGCCGGCCACGACUACGUGAUGGACCUGAUCGCCGACUUGGAGUUGAUCCGGGACUUCCCCAAGCAGAAGUCCUACUUCGUCAUCUCUGCCGACAGCCCUAACAGGACGAGGGCCAACGCCAGCCUUGCCCUGUUUGGAAGUGGGUUCGACUCAGAUGAUGAAAGUCCUCUUGCCAUGACUCGCCAUGCAAUGCCCAGCAUCCCAGACUCAGAUGGAUACUACAGUCAUGUCGAGUCGGACACGUUUAGUGAGCCUCCCACCCAGAGAGGUAUGGACAGGUAUCUGGACAGCCUGUUUGAUCCGGUGCUUUCCGAUGGAAGUGGGGACCUGGAGAGGGCCGCCAGCAUGUCUAGCCGUAUGAUGGGAACAGGGGGACUCGGGACAGGGGAGGGCGAGGAGGACAAGUCCCCAUCGGGCAGGCCCUAUCCUCCAGGACUGCAACCCGGAGCGGUACCCGUUCUCCCCAUCAUGGGCGGAAUGAUGCCACCAAUCCCCAUGCCAGCCAUGCACUCUAUGCCCGCCUCUGAUACUCCCUCUGUGCCAGCUGCCCCCUCUAUGCCAGCUAUGCCCGCUAUGCCAGCUUUAAACGCUAUGCCAGCUCUGCCUAAUGUGCCAGCGAUACCUAAUGUGCCAGGAGUUGACCAGUCAGUCGUGACACAGCAACAGCAAGCUAUUAUCAACCAACAAGCAAUCAUAUUAGCCCAGCAGAUGACCAUGCAGGCCAUGGCCCUGCACCAGCAUAUGUACAGCUCACUGGGGGGCUCAACAUCGGCCCCCACUGUGACCCCACAGCACAUGCCUGCAAACCUGAACUAUACACCUCCCACCAGGACGCCCAACCCGACUAAGCCGGAACGAGGAGAGGUUCUCUAUAAGCCAACUCCUCCUGUGCUGCUUGCUAACAGGGAGAGAUCUGCACAACGAAAUGCAAGCCCAACAAAGCCUGCGCCCCGGGAUGACGUGGUUCGGGCCUCAAUCUCCAACUCUGAGCACUUGGAGCCCAGCCACAACAUCAAGGACAUCAUCAAACAGUACCAGCCCACUAGUGUCCCCAAACCUGUGGAAAUGCACAGAAAGGAGGCGAAAGUGUUUAUGAGGAAGCCAGACCCUCAUGAUGAAGCCAUGCUGAUCCUGAAAGACCAGAUGACCUCUCCCCCACAGAGAAAGAAGACUUAUGCCCCUUCGCCUUCGUCUGCUGCAUCAGCCCGUGAGUCUAGAUAUGACGAAGGCCGAACACUAAAGUCGGUGAAAAGGUCCCACCCUCCAGUGCCCGCUGUUAGCCACAGGCACCCGCCCCCAGCCCCAGUGUCCAGAGAGCUGCCGGUGGAGACGGAGACCAUCAAGACCCAGCUGCACAAACGGAGCAGUGAAGAACACUACACCUACACCAAUGUGCCCUGGAAGAUUUACCUCAGGAAAGAGGUUUUCUACCCCAAAGACAGCUUUAAUCACCCCUUGAUGCUGGAUCUCCUUUUUAAACAGAUUGUCCAUGACACAUUCUCUGAGGCUUGCAUCCGUAUCACUAUAGAAGAGAGACAGAAUAUGAAAUCCCUGUUUGACGAGAACAACAUUACUUUAGACUCGGCAGGCCCAGAUGAUAACGUGAAGAAAAAGAUUGUGACGGCAGCUAGAGAUUGGUGGGAGAUAUACUUCUCAAGGCUCUUUCCAGCUUCUGUGCGCCAGUGCUAUGGGUGCAUAGUGAAAAAGAAGGUGAUGCUCCUGGAGGAGUUAAAGAGAGACACCACUGACUUUGGUUGGAAGUUUGGUGCGGUCCACGGCCGUGCGGGAGUCUUCCCCGUGGAGUUUGUGCAGCCGGUGGCGGCGCCGGACUUCAUCCACCUCCCUGUGGACAGGAAAGAGGAGCCCAAGAACAAGCAGGGGCGUGUGGCGGCGUCCGCCGCAGUGGCCGUUGCCGUAGGCUCCUCCGCUGCAGCCCACGAGCUGGACCGCUCUAUAGAGGUGGCUGCACCAUCAAGUGAGCACACUGAGACCUACCCUGGCUACAGUAGCAUGGAUGUUGAUGAGAGGAUACUGCAUGACAGCCAAUACAACAUGGUGGAGUUUGCGAAGAAGUACUUCCGAGAGGCGCAGAGAGGCGGCAGUGACUCCUACAAACAGAGAACGAAAAAAGGAAAAGAGCCAAGGGAACCUGUUGAGAUGGUGAAAUUCUCCAAGUCUCCCAUCCAGGAAUCUUUAAUCGAUUUUACAGACGAAAAUAUGAAUAAAGUGGCGGCUGACAUGUUCCUGGCAAUUAUGAAGUUUAUGGGGGACUAUCCAAUGAAGGGGCAAACCGAACAGGAGGUCGUCAGCACUAUUCUUAAGCUAAGUGGAGAGUUUGGACUGAUGCGGGAUGAAGCUUACUGCCAGGUCCUGAAGCAGAUCACGGGGAACACCAGCUCCAAAACGGACAGUUGCCAGAGGGGCUGGAGGCUCCUGUACAUCCUCACGGCCUACUACCGCUGCUCCGAGGUGCUCAAGCCCUGCCUGCUCAAGUACCUGAUGGACGUGCACGCUAAUCAGGGCAUACACUACCAAGGGAUUGCUAAUGCAUGUGAGCAGAAUCUGAGGAAGACUUUCCAGUAUGGUGGACGCAUUGAGCCUCCAAAUGGCAUGGAACUGAAGGCUAUGUUGCGUGGCUGUGUGUGUGUCUGUCUCUCUUUAGGUCUGGUGAGUGCAUUCCCGAUGUUCGGCUCCUCGUUCUUCUACAUCCAGAGCAGCAGCAACAGCGCUAUAGAUACUCCCUGCAUCCUGGCGGUCAAUGAAAAUGGCCUCAACUUUGUCAACAAGGACACUCACGAGAUCCUGGUGAAGUUCUCGCUGAAGGAGGUGCAGUCCACUCGUACACAGAGGCCCACAGCUGGCUCCAGUUACCCAUACGUGGAGAUUAAGUUGGGGGACCUGAUGUCUCAGAGGAUCACUCAACUGCAGCUGGACCAGAGCCUGGAGCUGUGUCGAGUCAUCGCCAUGCAUAUGGAGAACCUGCUGUCCGUGCGGGAGAAGCGACUGACCCUUCCCCCAAGCGAGAUCACGCUCCUGUGAUGCAGCCCUCACACGUUACGCCCGUCCGUGUCACACCACGACACGACACACUGUGGGACUCAUCGACCUGACGAGGAAAACCUGUGAGAUUCGAGGGGAUCUCCCAAGGUGUAACUAACCAGACAGGGAGUAAGGUCCAAACAGUCACUCUAUCACUGUACCAUAGGCUUAUUUAACUGGUAACACACUUGCUAUACAGGUUAAAAAAAGCAAUCCCAAUCCCUAUAAUGCAAGUUGAUUUGGGUAAAAGUGUCCAGUAAAUGAAAAAAAGAACCAGAUUUCAUCUAGUUCUGAAUCGGGCCAGCUGUGGUCUGGGUGGCUGACUGUAAGUCAAUCCAGGAAUUUAGCAGGACAAUCCCAUUUUUGCCUCAAUCAACCAACCCAUUGGUCUGACUCUCAACCCACCUUAAACUGUAAAUGUUUAUAAAUGUUGAACAACAACUGUGUCUACCUCCAAUCAAACAUAUAUUGGAUACGUUGUGAUAAGUGUAAAUACAUAAUACCUGAUUCCUAUGUUCCUAUGUACUGUACUACUCCACAAAAUCUAUGUUGUAACAGUAGGCUACCAGAAUGCCAUAUUUUAGUGUUUUCAUUGUAAAUGUGCAUAGUAGUCUAUACCUACACAAGGAUUUAGGUAUUUGCACUAUGUUUGGAUGUUUAUGUACAAAAUUAUAUUAUUGUCAUUUUAUGUGAUCAAGAGGAUCAAUACCUUUAUCAACAAAUAUAAAUGCAUUCAAAAAUGCUA